AUGAAUUUGGAGAGUUCUCAACACAAAUCACCUAGUCCUCGAGCCUGCACUGAAGUUAGUUCGUUGCAGAAGAACAAAACAAGGAACCGUGAAGCACUUGAACGAGGUCUUUUAUGCAGACGUCCUGUAAAAGAACUUGUUGGUCAGGGGAUUUUGCUCAAUCCUUCAAUAUGUAAUGCUCUCAAGGUAAAGGAGUUGCAGCGGGCCAAGACGGCGGAUAUCUUAAAGCGCAAAAUUGAAAGGCGCCCAGAUAGGCAGGUUCUGAUAAGCCGACGAAUACUUAAAGCAAGUGAAGCAGGUGCAUCGCCGUUAAUUCAAGAGCGGUGCAACACCUUAACAAAAAAUCAAUUGCGUGAGUCCUUAAAUAGCAAGCUUGAACGAAGGCCCGGUAGCUUAGAACUUGUCGAGAAGGGCGUUUUGAAGGUGGAUCCGGGUGUUGCAACACUCAUUCGCGGUGGAUCGAUUCCAUAUCCCCGUGUAUCUUCUACGUCUCCAGCCUUGUUAUUUACAGUCCCUGAAGACGAACCAAUCACGCAGCCUAAUCCUCCACCAGCUCCUCCCCCUCCCGAUACGUUAAAAACGCCCUUUUCUGCUUCUCGAUCCACUGUGACCAAAUCGCGCACCCCUAGCCGGUCUCUAAAGGAUGAAACCGUGAUUAGUCGGUACGGAUCACUUGUGUUCCACAAUUACUGUCCCUCUUCUGCUGCCUCAUCUAACUCGCCGAGCCUUCGGAUCAAUGGUUCUACCAACGCUACCACCGCCAGCACGACCGAGCGCCUACCAAAGCAUCGGGCUAGGGAGGUUCAACAAGCGGAAUUGCUACACUUGGAGGAUGCAGCACAGGCUCAUAGACGUCUAGGUCAGGAGAUUUGCCAAAUGAAGGGUCGUCCCCCCCAUAAAAUUGCUCAGGCUACCCAGCUCAACCCAGUGUUUCAACCGGUUGUGAUCGCCCAGCAACCCCAGCAACCGUCGCCACACCGAUGCUUCGUGCUCUCGAGUCCAGCCCAUUCCCUUCAACAGACAGUGGCGCUGCCUUCACCACCAUCUUUGUCCCCACCACCGCCUCCUCCUCCGCCACCUCCUCCUCCGAUUUCGCAAACAUUCCCUACACGGCUCUUUCCCACCGGCCACGUUUUCGCUUUGAACUUAUUGAAGCUACCAUUUGUGCAAAGUAAAUACCCUCGUAUGUUAAACGACGUUUUGGAAUGUCAACUAUUCCUUCUUCAACUUUUCCUUCAAUUUGGUCACCCAAACCUUCAUUUUUUGCUAUUUUUAGUUCGUCUCUUCUCUUUCGUCGUUUGGUUUGCAUUUGAUUCCUGGUUCUUGUUUUACACACUUCCUUUUGGCACGUAUAGGUUGAUACUACCGGAAUCAUUACUGCGAUUUGCCGUUCAUUUAAACGGCAGUACCGCUGUAGUAACCCUGCGCAAUGGUCGUUCGGCAGCAGAAGCAGUGAGUCAGCAAACUCAGACCCAGGCUCGACAGCAGCACCAAGUUCUGGGCUUGACUCCCGCUGCCUCACUCUUGACGACCAUUCGGUCGACCACUUCUGCCGAGCCUGUAGAAAAGGUUGCCUCUCUGGAGGAAAUCGAAUCCGUGUGGCUGGAUCUUCGGCGUCUUCAACAGGAUAUCACUGAGGAGGCAUCACGGAUCGGACUCAACAUUUAUUCCAGCGACGGAUUUCCAGGAGCCUUCACCGUAGCAAAUUCAAGUGAAAUGGAACCCAACCACCCGGCCUGUCAGCGAUUGAAUCGACUGGUGAAGGAGCACGCCAACCUCUGCUCACUUGCUCGGCUUCUCAUCUCCGACCGGCUGGAGUUCUUGGAUGGGACUGACCUCUUUCUUCUGCACCACGAGAAGUCAGCAGAACAGCACAAGGAGGGGCUUGAUGACGGCAACAGUGCCAGCGGCAAUGGCAGUGUGUCUGUGAACACGCAGAAGGAGCCGGUGGGUUCGGAGCUGGAGCGGAGUUUGCUGCAGUCGUAUUUGUGUCGCCUGGGUGGUAACUACUAUCAGCGCGGGGCUGCCCGAGCCCGUAGGGCUCGUCAACUCUCUUGUCUUGCCUCGGCAGGGAUUCCGCUUUCAUCCGAUGUUAUUGGUGUCGGUGCCAACAACGCCCUGCUGCAGACCCUCUGGCGCAAUAGCACCAUCCUUCCCGCCCACUCGGAUAAUAUAUUCUAUCAACAACAGACCUGCCAAGCUGUCCCCCAGAAAUUGAAUGAAAGUCUUGUGAAGCAGUCCUCAGCCACGGAGGCAUGGAUGGAUCAAUUAUGUUCCUCUGCAGCACUCCAAACAGCUUUUAACACAAUGUCAACAGCACCGGCAGCAGCGACGGUAGCUUCGGUCGCGGCCCCGAUCCUUCACACCACCUCUUCAAUGCCAGCGAACCUCCAUCUUGUCAACGCACCUGCCACCAUGCUGUUGACCCCCGCGAUGAACGAUUCCUUCUUUCCUGCACCUUCCACCGUUGCUAUCACCACUGCCGCCUCUGCUAGCAACAGAGGGGAGGGAAGAGGGGCCGUCUUCCUCCCUUGCGUGAGUUCUGGCAGUUCCGGCAGUUCUGAGCCAGUUCUUACUGCUGAAGGUUCUUCUUGCUCCAUUCCUGCCUCCUCUGAUGGCCAAAUAGCCGAACGAACUGAGGACAGUCUCAUGGCUAUGGAGUUCUCUCCAAGUGAUCUCAACGACAUACCAUCCCCACCGAGAGCGGAGACUCACGAUAUCUCCGAUGUGCAGGACUUCCUUAGCGCAUUCCCUUUAGAUGAGGAGACGAUUGGAUUCGGUGCUGCCUCUCCGGUCGCCUCCUCGACUACUACUACUUCUUUCGACUCGAGGCUUCCUCCCGAAUCGCAGUUCUUUGUACCACCAGACGCAGAUGUCUUGUGGCGCCAGGGUCUCAUGGACAUAUCCUAG
This is a messenger RNA of Echinococcus granulosus, 2910 nucleotides long. RefSeq names its product MKL/myocardin-like protein. Bases 1 to 2910 code for a protein of 969 amino acids. Lineage: Eukaryota; Metazoa; Platyhelminthes; Cestoda; Cyclophyllidea; Taeniidae. The transcript is spliced from 12 exons. The record is from RefSeq and is a predicted model, not a curated record.